GUUUACAGGAAAUAAAUCCCAAUGUUCGAGUAGAAUUUCUUCCACCAAACACCACAUCAAUCCUACAGCCUCUUGAUCAGGUAAUCAUUGCCAUCUGCAAAGCUUAUUACACGCGACGCACGCUUAAAAUGCUGUUAGAAAACUUGGAACGCGACCCUACAAAAACAUUAAGCCAAUGCUGGAAGGAUUACACAAUUGCAGAUUGCCUACAUAAUAUUAAAGAAUCGAUUGGUGAACUUAAAAAAUCGACAUUAAAUGGCUGCUGGAAAAACUGAGGGCCAGAAAUUGUGAAGUCUCAUGGGAAGGUGCCUGAUAUCAGAGAUGAAAUCAAAGAAAUUGCUGAUUUAGGAAAGUCAUUAUCUGGAGAGGGAUUCGAUGAUAUGGACGAUAUAAAUCAGCUAUUUCAAUCGCAUAAUGUUGAACUCACUGAAAGAGAACUCAUAGAACUGACGGAGAACAAUUAUGAAGCUCAAGAAAAAGGUGAAGAUGAUGAAUUAGUCCCGGCACCAAAGGAGUUGACGUUGAAAACGCUUAAUAAAUGUUUUACCAUGGCACACUAUCUCACCGAGCUGUUAAUCAGCGAAGAUCCUACAGUGGAUCGAAGUUUAAAAACUAAACGAGAGCAGCAGCAUUGGCGCCAUACAAGGAAGUUGAGAAGAAUUUACGCAACGAAGCUGAACAGUCAAAAAUUACGUCUUAUUUUUCUAAAAAUUAAUAUUUUUGUUAAAAAAUUAACGUUUAAUGUUCUCAUACAUAAUAUGUACAAACAUACUUAUGUAUAUUAUGUACUUAACAAAAGUUUAUGUAAUAAAAUGUUUUUAUUUCGAUAUACGCGGUUUCUUUUUACGCGGUGUUUUCAAAGAACGUUACCCCGGCGUAAAACGAGGGACGCCUGUAAAAUUGUAAGCUAACAAGAACACAUAAUAGUUCAAAUAAUUGCAAUGAAGAUUUUACGUAUCGUAGUAGAUGAUUAUCAACAACUGCACUCUUACCGAAAAAGUUUUCAAAGUAGACAUGGCGUCCCGUUUUUAGUACUUGUGGUUUUGUGUUACGAUGUUACGACGUUAUAUU
Molecule: messenger RNA, 1071 nt
Organism: Acanthoscelides obtectus
Lineage: Eukaryota; Metazoa; Arthropoda; Insecta; Coleoptera; Chrysomelidae
Source: the annotation of a GenBank genome assembly